AAUUCUCCCUCCCAGCAGGAGUUGGUGGAGGUGCUGAAGAAGGAGUUGUCCGGAAACUUUGAGAAGGCCAUCCUGGCCAUGUUGGACCCCCCUGUCAUCUAUGCUGUGAAGGAGCUGAGGAAGGCCAUGAAGGGAGCAGGCACCGAUGAGGACGUCCUGGUGGAAAUCCUCUGCACGGCCACCAACGCUGAUAUCGCUAUGUUCAAGGAAUGCUACUUUCAGGGUGAGUUAGCAAAACAACAAAGCAUGCAAAAACAGACAUUACAUCUACGUUAUAUCCAAACCAGAUCUGAUUCUGGACCAUUCAAUCUUUUGGCCACCAUUUUGCUUCGUGUCACACAGGAAACUUCUCACAGUGACUCAUUAAAGUUAAUUCAUAUCCAUUCAGUCUUGUGACACACACUCAUGCUCUGUUUAGUCAAGGCCCAUCCUGUCGGAACUUCCUGGUUAUGAACCAAAGAUGAUGUUUACCAGAAUGUUUACUUACCUGUAUUUUCUAUUUGAGAGGAAAUCUGAGGUGUAAUCCUUUCAUUUCUGUUUUUGUUUCAUUUAAAGAGACCCGAC
This is a messenger RNA of Cynoglossus semilaevis (tongue sole), 564 nucleotides long. Its product is annotated as annexin A13-like. The record is from RefSeq and is a predicted model, not a curated record. The transcript has 2 exons. Lineage: Eukaryota; Metazoa; Chordata; Actinopteri; Pleuronectiformes; Cynoglossidae. The annotation marks the transcript as partial. Gene Ontology annotation, molecular function: phosphatidylserine binding; calcium-dependent phospholipid binding; calcium ion binding. Gene Ontology annotation, cellular component: nucleus; cytoplasm; plasma membrane.